AGGCCCCCCGAUCAAAGAGGAUGCCUGCUUGAUAUUCAGAAAGAGGAAUGCAUGUUUCACAUUUGCCUGUGACUAUUACUUUCAAACAUGAGUACAAGACUGAUUUCAGCAUGGAGGUAACCUCGCAAUACUUGCUGAUCGCUUUCUCUAUGAGGUGGCGUUUAAGCUUUGGAAAGCACCUAAAUAUGGAGCUUGAUUCUAACAUACUUCUGAUCCAGUACUGGCUUUUUAAAUAAAGGGGACUUUGCUAACUAUAUACUACUGAAGCAUCGUAUUGCCUAGUCCACUUCCCUGUAUCAGAGCAGUUUGUGUCAAAUGGUAUUCAUGAACUACAUGCCUGGUUAUAUACCGCAUGGCCACUCAUGACUGAGUCGCCAUAACCAAAAUUGGUUUGCCUAUCUAGUUUUCUGUUGCUUAACUAAUUUAACGGUGCUGACAGAAGAUAACCUGUGACUUGAACACUUAUAGUGGAAGCUAAUUUAGUUUCUUGGCUCAUAAACCCUAUUGCAGGAGCUGGAGUUGGAAACUUGCCCAAAAUUCUCUUAGUUAAUUCAAGCUAAUUGCAUAUACAGAAUACGUGUUUCAGUGAACGUUGGAUAUUUCAUAUUCUCUGUAUGCCAAAUUUUCUUCUCUCAGUGGAAUCUGGAUGUUUCUUAUUGUUAUUAAAUUUUUAUAAAAACACUUCACUAAGGACAACCCUCUGGCACGCAAACUGAAAAAUUGCAAACAUAUUUGAUUAAUGAUUUAUACUUGAAACGACUCGGCGAUGUGCCCAGUGAGAGAAAUUGGACAAAUACACAGAAGCGAAUAAAGUUCAGAGGACGAUGAAAAGGAAACACCUCCAAUCUGUACUUUGGACAGUGUAUCAGUUUUCUUCUUUCGUGGACAAAAUGACUGCCAAAUUGACGAAACACCCACCAUCUUUUUCUCACUAAACUCGGGCAAAACGACACCCGCUCUAUAUAAUUGGUUUCGUUCAUUCAGAUUCCAUUCUAUUUACUCCUCUCGUUCAAGCGAUGAAGAAAAUGGUGCUUAAAUUGGAGUUGAAUGAUAUCAAGGAUAAGCAGAAGGCCAUGAAGGCUGUUUCAAUCCAUCAAGGAAUCGAUUUGAUUGGAAUCGAUAUGAAAGCGCAAACAAUGACAGUGAUAGGAUCGGUCGAUCCCGUGAGUGUUGUUACCAAACUGAGAAAAUUUUGGCGCACGGAUGUGGUCUCAAUUGGGCCAGCCAAGGAGGAGGAGGAGAAGAAGAAGGAAGAGCCAAAGCAGGAGGAACCAAAGAAAGAGGAAACAAAGAAGGAAGAAGCCAAGGAAGAGAAGAAAGAGGAGGCCAAGGAGAAACCCCAAAAGGAAAAGAACAAGGAGACUAAGCAAGAGGAGCCCAAGAAGGUGAUCGCCAAGAAGGAACACCAUGAAGAAAUGGCACCAGAGACUGUGAAUCCUUACAAAAUCUACUACAAUCCACCAAUGCACUACUACAAUCCUCACACAACCACACAAUACUACUAUGUGCCCAGUGCUCAGGAGAAUCCAAACUUGUGCAACAUCAUGUGAUCAAAGACAGAAGAGAAGAUGAAGUUCUGCAUGAGUUUGUCUGAAACUAAGGACUAUGUUGUUGGAUCCCAAGUGAUGAUGACAUACAGAAAUUCAAGCUUGUUUUGGUGAAUGACCCAGUGAGAUUUCUGAAUUUAGUUGUAAAUGGUUAAUUGCUUUCCGAAGCCUAGAUGAUGUUUUUGGGAUUUAUGACUACUAUGACCUUAUGCGCGACAAUGUUGUAGAGACUUUCUCCUUGGAAAUCACUUUUAAUGUUGGAGAA
This is a messenger RNA of Zingiber officinale, 1812 nucleotides long. Its product is annotated as heavy metal-associated isoprenylated plant protein 39-like. Lineage: Eukaryota; Viridiplantae; Streptophyta; Magnoliopsida; Zingiberales; Zingiberaceae. Bases 1017 to 1550 code for a protein of 177 amino acids. The transcript has 4 exons. Gene Ontology annotation, molecular function: metal ion binding. The record is from RefSeq and is a predicted model, not a curated record.